AAAAAACACAUUCUAAAUGGCACACACUACGAGACUGCUCGCAACAACUGCCAAUUUCCUAAAGAGUACUUCUAAUUAUCCCUUAUUGAUGGCUGUGAGACCUUCUAGUUCAUGGUGGUCUCAUGUAGAGAUGGGACCACCAGAUGCCAUUCUUGGAGUCACUGAAGCAUAUAAGAGAGAUCAAAAUUCGAAGAAAAUUAAUUUAGGCGCCGGUGCUUAUAGGGAUGACAAUGGCAAACCAUACGUUCUUCCCAGUGUUCGUAAGGCAGAAGAAAAGAUUCGAAUUAAAGAAAUGGACAAGGAAUACUCAGCCAUCUCUGGUAAUGCUGAGUUUUGCCAGCACAGUAUUAAUCUUGCUCUUGGAGAUAACAAUGAAGUCGUUUCAAAUGGACUGAACGCAACAGUUCAAGGAAUCUCUGGCACUGGUUCCCUGUUUAUUGGAGCACAAUUUUUGUCUCAUCACUUUCCAGGCAACAAGGAAAUUUAUCUGCCAACUCCUUCGUGGGGAAAUCAUAAUCCUCUGUUCAGGCUUGCUGGGCUUACAGUCAAGUCGUACCGCUAUUAUGAUCCAAACACUUGUGGCUUGGACUUCAAAGGAGUAGUUGAAGACAUAUCUAAUAUUCCCGAGAGAUCGAUUAUCCUUCUGCAUGCAUGUGCUCACAAUCCCACCGGUGUUGAUCCUAAGCCAGAGCAGUGGGCAGAGCUGUCUGCCUUAAUCAAGAAAAAGAACCUGUUUCCGUACUUUGAUAUGGCGUAUCAAGGUUUUGCCUCAGGAGAUCUUACGAGAGACGCUUUUGCGGUCAGACUGUUCAUUAAAGAAGGUCAUAAGAUUGCCUUAGCUCAAUCCUAUGCAAAAAAUAUGGGCCUCUAUGGCGAACGUGUCGGAGCGUUCACGUUGGUGGCGUCGAGCAAGGAAGAGGCUGCACGCACCUUGUCGCAGCUGAAGAUCCUGAUUAGGCCGAUGUACUCGAAUCCACCAAUCUACGGAGCUCGCAUAGUUAAUGAGAUUCUUAAUGAUCCAGUGUUGCGAAAGGAAUGGCUGGGUGAUGUGAAGGGUAUGGCUGACCGUAUCAUCUCGGUUCGCACAAAGCUACGCGAUAAUCUAAAGAAAAAUGGUAGCGCCCGCAAUUGGUCUCACAUCACCGAUCAAAUCGGAAUGUUCUGUUACACCGGCCUGAAGCCGAAUGAGGUAGAAAAACUCACAAAGGACUUCAGCAUUUAUUUGACCAAAGACGGUCGUAUCUCCAUGGCCGGCGUGACGUCGAAGAACGUGGAAUACUUGGCGCACGCGAUACAUGAAGUUACAAAGUAAUCUCCGUCCUCCCGCCGCAAACCCAACGAUUGAACAUUGUUUUAUCGUUCACUCAAAGCCUUGCAAAACUCGAUGGUAAUUGCAACAGUAUAUCUAUUCUAUAGUUCGUGCGCAUAAUGCAAUUGGAUUGAACGGUUGAGUGUAGCGUUUAAUUGAGAUUAUUCGCAAUAUAUCAAUAAAUGAAACCACGCAGCACGGAUAUAAAAGAAAUAUUUAAAGGUUUGGAACAUUACUGUCUAAACUAAGAAAAUAAGAAAUAUAGGCUUGUAGACCAAAGCUGUAAUACGUGUUUAUUUCUAUUUAUCUUUUGUCUUUUUCCGUAUACGUUUACAUCUCGUCGUUCAGACACACAAUUUUGUAAUACAAGUGUACUGAAGAGAA
Molecule: messenger RNA, 1693 nt
Organism: Linepithema humile (Argentine ant)
Lineage: Eukaryota; Metazoa; Arthropoda; Insecta; Hymenoptera; Formicidae
Gene: Got2
Product: glutamate oxaloacetate transaminase 2
Biological process (GO): biosynthetic process; L-aspartate catabolic process
Cellular component (GO): mitochondrion
Molecular function (GO): pyridoxal phosphate binding; L-aspartate:2-oxoglutarate transaminase activity
Source: RefSeq, a predicted model, not a curated record